Molecule: messenger RNA, 2553 nt
Organism: Tribolium castaneum (red flour beetle)
Lineage: Eukaryota; Metazoa; Arthropoda; Insecta; Coleoptera; Tenebrionidae
Gene: gus
Product: gustavus
Exons: 5
Coding region: 362-1402 (346 amino acids)
Biological process (GO): proteasome-mediated ubiquitin-dependent protein catabolic process
Cellular component (GO): SCF ubiquitin ligase complex
Molecular function (GO): protein binding
Source: RefSeq, a predicted model, not a curated record
GUUUCUCAAUUUUUGUUGCCUAAUUUUGCCGCAGACAAUGGCGAAACAGUGCAUUGAAUUGUGUGCGAGUUUCGGGUUCGAGCCGAAAAUGGACAGUGGUGGAGUUGUGGGGUUUUUGUGACCGUGGCGGCGUUUUUGCCGACAUCUGUGUGCGGAGUUGUGCUUAGGGGAGAGAAGGGCCUGUUUAACAAGUGCUACGGUUGUUGAGAGUUUGGAAUGUGGAAAGGAAAAAUGGCCUCUUAUCAGUGCUUUAUCAACAGCAAACAAGAAAUACAAUGCACAAAAAUAUACAAGAGAUAAAAUGCUGCUAUCUAUUCAAAUCAGCUUACUAAUUUCUCUAUAACUUCUCGGAAGAAGCAGAAUGACUUUACCCAGAUCUGGAGAUUUGAAUCACAGACGGUACAAAAGCGGCAUCCGCAGCAGCGCAGUGAGGAGCAGCGUGGUAGCCAGCGGAGGCGGCGGCGGCGGCGGCGGCGGGGGCAGCGGUAGGCUGUGCGAAGUGAGGCGCGCAUACAAAGCGGCCGUGGUGCCGUGCAAAACGGGCCGUCGCAGGGCCCGGGGCAUGAGCAUGGGCCAGAAGGUGUCAGGAGUCAAGGCUGUUAACCGGGAUGCAGCCGCACCCUACAAGCCCGUCAUCCCAAGGGAACUGGCGCAGGAUUUCGCUCGUCCACCGCGGCUGGACAUGCUGCUCGACAUGCCUGCAGCUCUCAGGGAGACCCAACUGAAGCACAGUUGGAACCAGGACGACCGCUCUCUCAACAUCUUCGUCAAAGAGGACGACAAACUGACCUUCCAUAGACAUCCCGUGGCGCAAAGCACGGACUGUAUACGAGGCAAAGUCGGCUUCACGAAGGGCAUGCACUGUUGGGAGGUGUGUUGGUCGACGAGGCAGCGAGGCACGCAUGCAGUGGUGGGCGUCGCGACGGCCGAGGCGCCGCUGCAUUCGGUCGGAUACCAGAGCCUAGUCGGCAGCACGGACACGUCGUGGGGGUGGGAUUUAGGUCGAAAUAAACUCUACCACGAUUCGAAAAACUGUCCCGGUGUGACGUACCCGACUUUAUUAAAGCCGGACGAGACUUUCAUAGUGCCCGAUAAGUUUUUAGUGGUGUUAGAUAUGGAUGAGGGGACACUUAGUUUUGUUGUGGACGGCCAGUACUUGGGAGUAGCGUUCAGGGGACUGAAAGGGAGGAAGUUGUAUCCAAUCGUUAGUGCCGUUUGGGGUCACUGUGAGAUCACCAUGAGGUACAUUGGAGGACUUGAUCCGGAGCCUUUGCCGCUGAUGGACCUCUGCCGGCGCGUGAUCCGGCAGCGCUUAGGCAAGCAGCACCUCGAGGAGAAAGUGAUGAACCUGCAGCUGCCCCAAGCUCUACAGACUUACCUCUUGUACAGAGAUCGCAGAUAAUAACAGUGCUUCUUAGUGCAGUGAAGUGUCGGACAAAAUUUUAUUAUCAUCCGAUCGUGUGUCAGCUGUCAGGUGUAGAGCUAAACCAACCAAAAAGAAUCUAAAAAUUGACGGAGGAAUGUGUCUCAGAGCGAGCGAGAGGGAGAGAAAGUACGACGCGGACGUAUUUCGUUUCGGACGAUUUUUAUUAUGAUUUCGUUAAUUGGACACACUCAAGUCUUCGCGCUAGUUCUAUAUUUGUGCUGUGAAUGGUACGAUUGAUUUCUUUCCUCAUGAUUUCGAUUGAAACAAACAAAUAACGGAAACUUCCUGAUCUCGGGACAAGCCAACUUGAGAGAACAAUGCCAUAAGGUGUACAUAGUUGUAACUCAGUCUUCUUAACUUAUAUUCUCGGCACGGCUUCCUGAUAUAGCUUUACAAAAUAGAUUUUUAAACUUUUUUGGGUCAAGUGUACUCGAUUCGAGGAUGGUUGUAUACAGGGAGCGUCAGCGAAUACAACGAAUCGAGGGCGUGCCUUCGGUGGCGCCCUCUGUGUUGACUUUUGUACAUUCGUCGGAGCUGAAUGGAAUUACACCAAGAUAAUAUUACUGUAUGUAAGAAUAUUAGAUUAUUUUUGUAAAUAUUUAGUUAGUGCCAGUCUCAUUACACCAUAAUUUAUGUCUGAUGCGAACAAUCGACUGCUCUGUUCUAUGAGAUUAAUGAUAAUUUUUAAGAGUGUAUAAGAUUUUUUCUUUUUUUGCAUUAUUGCUGAAUCCGGGCCAUCUAAUGGCCUGUCGUGAGGUUUAGAAUGUCGGAGUGUAUGUAAUUGUGUAUUGUGUUAGUUUUUAGAUUGUUUAUUAAGAAAUUUCAAAACAUUACGUGUUCAUUAGAUAAAUUUUUGCAAUUAUUGUUUUUACUGUUUUUUUCUUUUUUCGUUUUAUGGUUUUAAACAAGCAAAAGUUCUCGAAUCGUUUUGGUGAUAGAUUUCGACCAGAUUUUUUUGGUCUUGUUAGAAUAUUGAAAAUGCAAUGCGUAGUGGCCUGGACUACUAUGAUAUUGAUAAGUAGUAUGUUUUAUUGUAUUCUAAGUUUCGCUGUGAAUGUCCAGGCCUAUAUUUCAGUUACUCGAUGUAUGAUUAUACUAAAUAAUAAUAAGUAAACUCUUUAAACAAA